AUGUUGAGCGUGUCGUCUCUGGACAUCUACGCGGCGGUCUUGGCAGCCAUGCUGCUUGUCCUCUUCAUGCACAACACGAUCAGCGUGAUUCUUUCUGAGUUGGAGUGGCAAAGAUUGUCCUCAUUCACCGCUGUGCUGUCCAGGAACAUCUUUGAAGAACGUCACUGGCCGUCUUGGACAUGGUGGUCACUCGUACGACAAGUAUUCUUGCUCACUGGUAAUGUAUUGUUAGUAUUCGUGGGGAUGACUGACAUCAAGGAUGCUGCACGUGAGGCUGGGACUCUCGCGAUGCUCAACAUGGCCUUCUUCUACCUCAGUCCACAUCUGUCAUACCUGGGCGAUCUGCUGGGUCUCUCCCUCGAUACCGUCAAAACUCUUCAUCGGAUGAUGGUGUUGCCUUUCCUCUUGCUUACCGUCUUCCACUUGGUUGUUCUGCACCCUGCCCAGAACGUGUUCGCCAAGCCUUUCUCCAAAGAACUGUACGGUGUGAUUGCAUCCCUGGCUGUGGCAGUGUUGCUCCUGUCAGGAUUUCGACCACUUCGACGUCGUUUUUACGAAGCAUUCCUUCGUGUUCACCAGGUUCUGGCUGGCCUGAUUCUGUGCAUGGUGUGGAUGCAUAUUCGUGACACGACCAACAAGAGGGCACAAUAUACUGCGAUAGUAACUGCCGGCGUUUUCGGCAGCCUAGGCUUAGGACAAAUAGUUUGGAUCCUCCUCUCGAACAAGCUGUUUGCGCGUGGUUUUCCUCGAGCCCGCACUGUGGCGAUAGCCAACGUCCUACACAUGACUGUCGAGUCACCAAUCAAACUCAAGGUUCACCCAGGGCAGUACAUCAAUCUGUGUUUACCAGGAGUCAGUAUCUCAUCCUUUCUACAAAGCCACCCCUUUAUCGUGGUUUCCGCGCGACAUUGUGACGACAAGACCGUCCUAGAGCUGGUGAUUGAGGCGAAACGUGGGUGGACGUCCAGGUUGUUGGCCCAGCCUGAUUAUGCUCCGCAUGCCCUGGAUGGGGAGACUGCACCACGCCAGCAGUCCUUCCGCUGCAUCUUCAGCGGUCCUCAUGGCCCCCGUCAUGUCUUGGACGAUUAUGGUGUCGUGGUCCUGGUAGCGUCAGGCUUGGGAGCAGUAGGUUUGCUGCCUUACCUAGAGUAUCUCCUGCAAGGACAUAGCAAUUCUACGGUGAAGGCUGGCCGGAUUCAUCUGGUGUGGCAACUACGACAUCCUGGUAAGUGGUCGGUGGUUUCGUUCUAUAAUGCUUCUGCUGAACCGAGUUUAGAAGACGGGAGACCAGUCUCCGACUUGUUGGAUCAUGCUUUGGAUGCAGAUGCAGUAGACAGUGGCUAUGUACGUGCUCAUAGGCAUCAUCAAACGCAGACACCACGACUGACCGCGGCAGAUCAUGAGAGUGUCAAUCUACCACUCGUCUGGAGAGAGUCCACCUCGGCCGGGGCGACGAGUGACCUUUUACCAAGGCUGGGCUGA
Messenger RNA from Lithohypha guttulata, 1482 nucleotides. RefSeq lists its product as uncharacterized. The record is from RefSeq and is a predicted model, not a curated record. Gene Ontology annotation, molecular function: ferric-chelate reductase activity. The transcript is spliced from 2 exons. Gene Ontology annotation, cellular component: plasma membrane. NCBI's taxonomy places the organism in Eukaryota, Fungi, Ascomycota, Eurotiomycetes, Chaetothyriales, Trichomeriaceae. The coding region runs from base 1 to 1482 and encodes 493 amino acids. Gene Ontology annotation, biological process: intracellular iron ion homeostasis; iron ion transport; copper ion import.